AUGAAAACUUCGAAAAGAGCCAGCUCGAUUUUUGAGAUUUCUGGAAUAGGCCAGGCACCAAGCAAAGAUUUUUUCUCUUUAACCGUCGUUAACAACUCUAUUAUUUGGCGCACUUGGAGGAUAACAUUGCGCAACGAGAAAACGUCUCCGAGCGAAACAGUUCAAUCGUGGCAAGAAUUCACUGAUACCUCAAAUGGUGUAAGGCUGCAAGGAGAGAUUCGACGAGUGUUUGGAAAUGACAUACUUUCCCGUGUCAAUUCUUUAGUUUCACAAUGCUGGUUGCCUUAUAUGAAGAGUGAUAUACUGGUUGAAAUAUUUGUUUGGCUUGAUGUCCUUGACGUUGUUCGACUUGCACAGGUGAGAUACGUGUAUUUAUUUCAUAAUUGGUGGCAGACCUUAACAAACAUGGAUAAAUAGCUCGUAUCAGGCGAAAGAUUUUGGAUAAACAGUGGUUCAAAUUUGUCUUUCUCGAUCAUUCUUUAGGCGGAUCAUUUCUUUAUUUAUAUGCUAUGCAAAUAUUUUCACACACUGCAGUCGUUCGUGUCUCCGCGAGGAAACGUAAACUACAACACCAUAUAAUCAUAAAAAAGAAAAUAAACCUGAUUUUUUCUUGUCAAUUUAAAAAUAACUCGAUGAUUUACGAGCAACAGUGGUACGGAGUGUUAUGAAAUGGUGAAUGUGAGAAAAUAAACUUUUCUGUUGGAUGUAAAGUGAACACAUUUUAAUGAGAUAAAUUUUCCUUGGCCAGUUAUGCCAUUAGUUUGUGUCUUUACCAUUCGUCAGAUUAUUUUUUCUCUCUAAAAUACCUCAUUUCUGUCGUUUACUAUUAAUAGUUUUUGAACAAAAAGUUUGAGACACACGAUCUCUUUGUCGAAAUGUUUUUCCUUUUGCUAAAGGAAUUUGUCUUUAUUAGCGUGUAGACAAGAAAGCUUUUAUUAAAUGCAAACUCGAGGGCCAGAAAAUCGUGAAAAAUCGAUUUCAUGAGCGAAAAAAAAAAAAAAGUCAUAACAAAGCUCGAAGUAGCACCCUUCAGAGCGGUUGAGAUUUCCAUUAUUGGACAAUUAGAAAGGUUAGUAGUCCUUCAUGUUGUCAGUGUUCAGUGUGCUCCCUGGACUCCGAUCCUUUGAUCGAGCCUAAAUUCAUUAAAUUCAGAGUUAUUUAUCACACAAGAAGGUGAGUUUAGUUUCAGUUCAGUUUGCAUGUGAGCAAAGAAAAGAGUUUCUUUUCAUUCGUUGCCCAACUGCAUGAUUUUAAAAAAUGACCUGAGGCUCAGUAAUUGAUCUUCACUUCGCCUCACCUUCGAACUCAGUGCUAGCCGCCAUUAUGGCGAAUAGUUGAUAAAAUUUUACAGAAACAUUAUUUCUGAACCCAACAUAAGUCUCAUAUCAAUUUUGAGAUCCUCAUUUUAUCUCGAUGGGUUUGAAAAAUUAACAGAAAGAUCUCGACAAAUCUCUUUGUUCCUCCCAGUUUCGUACAACUCGUCAGUUUAAUCAAAGGAUCUCAUCGUGUUCCUUGGAAACUCCCCCACCCAACCCUUCCUUCCUCAACCCAACAUUUUCCGCAAAGUGCUUACAUAGUGUUAAUGUUGUGUAAGGAGAGGGCAGGUGUGGAAUUUACUAGAAACACAAUGUUCGAUGUGAAUGUCUGAAUCAUUAUCCUCAUUCACGCUGACUGAAAACCGAACGAAGUAAGAGUACAUCAUUGUCAAAAUAAUUAAGGGCGGCACUCAGUCCUCUAAUCAAUUCAGUAAAUAAAAAAAGUUGUGUUAAUUCAACUACCGGUAGUGAAUUUGAAAAAUAAUUCCUCUAAUUUUAUGUUACUCAUUCAAUUCCGUUCCCACUAGUGCUAUACUAAUAAUAAAAACCAUAUGGUAUGUUAACUGAACAUACGUCUUUUCGUUUCGUUUAAAUUCUGAUCAGUAUAUCGAAAACAUUUCUCCUUCACAGUAAGUUAUAUUUUUUAGUGUUGUAUAAACUGCCCUUGACUUUAAAGAACUUUCCAAUCGGUUCUUUUGAUCUCGUGGCAGACAUUUUUUGCUAUGUCCCUUGGGACUAAUCUCGUACCCAGAUCUCACUGUGUCUUACGCUGAAAUUUGAGGUCUGGUAAAGGUGGAUACAAGUUCAUUUUUCAUUGGCUGCUGGUAAUAGUCGUGCCUUUCCCCUGGCCGUAGGAGAUCUGGGUAAGAGAUUACCUUGGAACGUGCAGAUUCAGAUAUUUAGUCUGAUGACCAACAACAACAACAAAUUUUGCUAAUAAACAGAUAAUAUUGCAGAAGCAUUGCCCGCAGUUAGCAAGGCUAUUCAAAGAAGUACAAUGCGUGAAAAAUAUGAAAUUAAGACUGAGGCUAACAAAGGAAAGUUUACAGAUUACAAAUAAAUGAAAUAAAAAUCGUAAUAUGGAUGAGGACUAGAUAACACAAUAAAGAAGAAAGAAUUAAACAAAUAAAUUGUAAAAGUAUAAACUAAUAAGCAAGAAUUUAUUUUCCGACAUUUUUGGCGAAUUUUACCUUUUCAAUUAAGGUGGGCGUAUCAAUAUAGUCAUCUCAGGAGUCAUCUUCUGAAUUCAAAAUAUCAAGGAAGCAAUUUGCGGAGUGUUUUUUUGACCGAGGCUUAAGGAGUUAAAAAUAUUAUUUGGGACUCCAAAAAUAUACUUCACCCUAAUUUAAUACCUUGUGGGCGGGCUUACUUAAAAUUUUUACUCAUACGUUAAGUACAGGGAACUUAAAGAGGUCGAUUUAUUUUGAUAGUAAUCCAAUAUACUUCGUGGUAAACGAUACGAUAUUCAAAUUAUGUUCUUGUUUUUGAGUUCCCCUCAAAUUUAAGACGUCGAGAAUUGAGAAGGUCAAUCAAUGGCUUGACGCUGAUUAUCAUCGUCUAUAUCAGAGGUAGUGGGAUAGUGCAGAUACAGGAGACGGGAAAUGGAAACGUGAGUAGGAACAAUCAGCGAGGGGGUGGAGGGAAGGGGGUAGGGAGAGAGGGCGAGAGAACUCCCUCCUUUCUUCCUCUUCCUAUCUUCCUUUUUUUAUCCUCUACUCUUCAUUUCGGGUCCUUCUUUAUUAUCUGGACGCCUGGAACAGUCAAAAUCACAGCCAGCAUGAUUUUACUAGUUAUCUUCAAGAUUGUUGCUCGUGGUUUGGCCAGAAAAUUGAACCCACGACAGACAGAUCAGUGCGCCGCCAUCUGAGCUCACCCGCGGCGGUUGAUAUUUAUUAUCCUGUAUUUACCAAUACACUUAGCAAUCCCCCAUAAAGAGGAUAAUCAGCCGAUGUGGUCGGCAAAAAAAAACAACAACAACAAACAAAACAAAAACAAUAGAAGACAACAUAAAAACCUAAACAACAGCUAGCAACUAGUUGAUUAGUUAGUUGGUCAAUUCCGGAACAAUGCCUUGUCCAACAAUUUUGAUGGGUAUUGUCUCGGAACUAAGCAGGAACAGAUCAUCGGACGGAUUAAUUAAUAUUGUAGACAUCUGGAGACACGGAGUUCCACUGAACUAUAGUUUUAGGAUAUAAAAGGACAGUCUUUGAGUCGAGAUAGUAGGACAUGUCAGUAGUUCUGUGGGUUGGUGAGCCCAAAUUGUCGCCUGGGUUUACUAGCUGAUAGUUCAAUAGGUGAGGAAUGGCCCGAAAUUAUUAUAGUCGAUAGCUCAGAAAUCGCAGGCCAGCACCAGUCAUCGUUUGCCCAUUGUCUAUUUGAAUAUUUGAGCAACUUUCCUGAUUCUCUCUAAGAACACACAUCCUUUGAAAUACUCUAACAACAAGGAGCAUAUCGGCUUAGAUCAUUGUUGCUCAGCUCCGUUCUCAUAUUUAGUUGGGACAUGAAAUUUCAUUUCAGUCGUCAUUACCUGCUUUCCUUUUUUUCAGGUGUGCCGAGCUAUUCAUAAAGUUUGCUCGAGUGAAGCUUUGUGGAGAAGACUGUUUCUCAAGUACUUUGUUGUCAUUCCACCGAAUGUCCUCUCACUUGCUCAAGGUGUCGGAUGGAAGGACGCUUUUCGUUUAAAUCGACAGAAACUUUAUUCCGUCAAAAACCUGAAGAAAGUUAAAAUUCAGGACAUUGGCGAACAACUUGACGAGACAUACGAUCGGAGUAAAAAAAUUGAAUUAGUGGUGGCUUAA
This is a messenger RNA of Porites evermanni, 4114 nucleotides long. Lineage: Eukaryota; Metazoa; Cnidaria; Anthozoa; Scleractinia; Poritidae. The record is from the annotation of a GenBank genome assembly.